AUGGCUACUUCACCUUUCCCCUCCCUUACCAAAGUAUGGCACAGCAAACCGUACCCUGCCAUCUCACCCUCGCGCUCGGAGCUCUCGGCGAAAGGCAAAACUGUCGUUAUCACCGGUGGCGGUACUGGCAUUGGUGCCAGCAUCGCGAAGGCCUUUGCGGCCGCUGGGAGUACUAAGAUAGCUAUCAUGAGUCGCACUCAGAAGAACCUCAUCAUGACCAAGCAGGCCAUCGAAGCAGAGUUUCCCGAGGUAGAGGUCCUGGCUGUGGUCGCGGACAUCACUAGCACGGCGCAGGUCGAUGAAGGCUUCGACAAGAUCAACCAAGCUUUCGGCAAGAUUCACGUGUUCGUCAGCAAUGCAGGGUUCCUGCCGAUACCCAAGCCAUUGCUCGCCCCCGAUUUCGACAUUCAGGACUGGUGGACUACGUUCAGCACCAAUGUCCUCGGGGUGCUACACUCUGUGAAGGGGUUCGUCAAAUACGCGGCUGAAGGAGCCUGUCUCCUGCAUAUCUCUACGUGCAUUUCUCACAUUCCGCCGCUGGAGGUCGGCAUCUCCGCCUACGCUGCAAGCAAGGCGGCUGCGAACAAGCUAUUUGACUACAUGGCCAUGGAGAAUCCCGACAUCCAUGUGGUAAACGUCCACCCUGGUCUUAUCGAAAGUGCCAUGAGUCGUAAGAGCGGUCAUGGAGGUCUAGAUGAUGUCGAACUGCCCGGUCGCUUUUGCGUGUGGCUGGCUAGCCAGGAAGCCAAGUUCCUUAGAGGAAAAUUCGUAUGGGUGAACUGGGAUGUAGAUGAACUGAAGGCCAGGAAGGAAGAGAUCAUGGGCACUGAUUUACUCAACACUGGCCUUUGGGGGGUGUCCUUUAUGGGCUGGGGUGGAAUAGAUGUUUGA
Messenger RNA from Scedosporium apiospermum, 891 nucleotides. RefSeq lists its product as uncharacterized. Gene Ontology annotation, molecular function: oxidoreductase activity. The record is from RefSeq and is a predicted model, not a curated record. Lineage: Eukaryota; Fungi; Ascomycota; Sordariomycetes; Microascales; Microascaceae. Gene Ontology annotation, cellular component: cytosol. Bases 1 to 891 code for a protein of 296 amino acids. The transcript has 2 exons.